Gadus morhua (Atlantic cod) is the source of this 3348-nucleotide messenger RNA. It is a transcript of the gene vps37ba, whose product is annotated as VPS37B subunit of ESCRT-I a. Gene Ontology annotation, cellular component: ESCRT I complex. Gene Ontology annotation, biological process: protein targeting to vacuole; protein targeting to membrane; ubiquitin-dependent protein catabolic process via the multivesicular body sorting pathway. Bases 187 to 1074 code for a protein of 295 amino acids. The transcript is spliced from 4 exons. NCBI's taxonomy places the organism in Eukaryota, Metazoa, Chordata, Actinopteri, Gadiformes, Gadidae. The record is from RefSeq and is a predicted model, not a curated record.
GUGCGCGCCUGUGCGUGCGUGUGCGCGCAUGAGUCCAUAUGCGUGACGUCAGGGCCCCAAACAGCCCUCCUCCAAUCCGGAGCUCGGAGGAGCUUCCGGUAGAGGAAGCUGGGUCAGCUGUCACUGUCGGGAGGACGUGAAGGGGAGCAGUCGACGGAGGAGCCAGCGCCGCGCCACGGCCUCACUAUGACCACUUUCACCCCCAAACUCAGCGCCUACACGAUGACCCAGCUCAACGAGCUGCUGGAGGACGACGAGAAGCUCAGCAACAUAGUGCAGGAAAUGGACGAGAUGCAGGGUGUCCAGCAGAGCAAAGACACCACACUGGCCAGCAACCGGAACCUGGCAGAGCUGAACCUGGCCCUGCAGCCCCAGCUGGAGCAGAGGAAGGAGAAGCUGUCCGCUCACUACAGCUCCCUGCAGGAGAGCUUCGAGACCUACCAGUUCCGCAAGUCCACCCUAGACCACACCUCUGGAAACACGUCCCUGGACACCCUGCUGGCGCUGCUGCAGGCCGAGGGAGCUAAGAUCGAGGAAGAGACAGAGAACAUGGCGGACUCCUUCCUGGACGGCGACGUGACCCUGGACACCUUCAUCGACGCCUACCAGAGCAACAGGAAGCUGGCCCACCUGCGGCGCGUCAAGAUCGAGAAGCUGCAGGAGAUGGUGCUCACCGGCCAGCGGCUGCCCCAGGCGCCGGCCGCCAGCUCGGCCCUGUCGUCGGGGGCCCUGCCCAUGGCCCUCCAGCACGAGGCCUCCGCCAGCACCCGCUCCCCCAUGGCCCAGCCCCGGAGGAAGCCCCCCCAGCCCCCGCAGCAGCAGCAGCUCCCCAGCCCCGGGCCGGCUCCGCCCGCGACCGCCGCCCCGCCCGCGACCGCCGCCCCGCCCUCCGUCUUCUACACCGCCGCCUCGCCCUACCCCCCCAUCCCGCCCCGCUCCGGCCAGCAGUUCCCCAACAUCCCCGCCGGCUACCCCAGCCACUACCUGUCCCAGUACCCGGCCCAGUACGCCCCCGCCCUGCCCCAGCGGCCCCAGGGCCGCCUGGCCCACCAGCCUGGCUUCAUCAUGCAGUAAGGGCCCCGCAGGGGAGGGGGGGGGCCUGGGGUCAGCCAGGCCCCCCCCCCUCCCCCUGGACUCCUCUGGGAUUAUUAGUUUCUUGUGUUGCUCCGUGCCUCCUCGCACGAACCCCGCGGCACACGGACGCCGGGAAGACGAGCACACGGGGCGGGACGCCGUGCCGCCGCCAUGCGUCUCUAAAAUAAUCUGUUCAUUUUUCGCUGUGGUUUCUUUUUGUCUGUGCAGUCCUGUCCCGGACACUCCCGCCACGUCGCGGGCGGAAAACUACAACUCCCAGCGAAGAGAAGCCCACGCGACAGGCCAGACCACCGUCCCCCCCCCCCCCCCCCCCCAACACUCCAGAGCCAUCCCCUCCUCAGCAUCUUUUUGACCUCCUACGGUGGCCUCGGGCCCAGCCGCCCCGCGAGGUCACUGGUUCAUCUCCGGCGUCUCCUUUCGUACCCGGGGACACAGGGCGCUGAGCGGAGGACUGACGAUGUUGUCAUUAUGCAGCGGUCGUAGAUCGCCGCGCUAGUUGACCGGUGAUUCACAUGCAAGCAGAGAGACCUGACAUACUGUGUGACUUCCAGGUUCUCGUUCAUUCCCACGGAUACACUCGGAAAAAUACCAAUCCAUAGGGUACAUAGGAAUAUUUAUCGCAUUUAAACGCUAUUAUAAUGUGUGUACUAAUGGUGUUUUGUUAAUCACUGGUAUAGACUGAAUAUCAUUGUUUAGGUGCAGCGCCUUCUUCAAAGUACAGGCAGGGCGGUAUGUUAAGGGGAACGCAUUUCACCGUGGAUGGAGCAGAGGGCCUUACGGCGGUAUGAGGAUCCCAUGUCGAGUUUAUUUUAACCAGAAAAUCCCUAAAUUAAGGAUUUGGGUAUAGCCAUAGAGAGCAUCGCCCCCAGUGUGUGUGUUGCAACACCUGAGCUGAGAGGGUUUUCACAACCUCCGUCUGCGCAGUGUGAAGUUUUGCCAACGUUAGUAAGAACACUUGAAUUAGGAACUUGUCGGCAGAGCGCAGGCUUAUGUCCGUGGCCGAAUAUGCAUUUUUCUUGAUCUUCAGAAGUGGUGGUUCAUCUGUGGCAUGUCUGUCCACAAGGAGACCAUCCGCAGGGGGCUUCAUAACUGCUGUUCUAAACACAACCAGAUCAAUUGAGUUCAAUAACACUCCAUGUGACACACAAGCACACACACACUGUUCAAGAACCAAGAGUGCCUACUUGAACUGAUGUUGUUGCUCGAGGAGAACCGGCAUUUAUAGCUGAGUACAAUCCUUGGUUCGCCCAUAUGCUGGUCUCUGACCUCAGGACCCAACCCUCUGACCCGAUGUCAUCUGGCACUGCAAGCAGAAGUGCUCUUAGACCUAGCCCCCCCCCCCAACCCAACACCAGAGAACAGUACCUGCCAUGGCACUGUCUCCUAUGCACCCUCUGUCUCUCUUGCUCUGUCUCUCUCUAUCUCUUUGUCCCUCCCUCUGUCACUAUCACUGUCUCACUCUCUGUUCCUCUGUCUCUAUCCAUCACUCUCUCUCACUCUGUCCCUAUCAAUCACUCCAUCUGUCAAUCACUGUCCCUAUCUAUCACUUUGUCUCUCUCUAUCCCUCUCGGUCUGUCUGUCUUUCUGUUUCUCUCUUUCGUGCCAUCUCACCGUCUCCCACUCCGUCUUUAUCUCCUGCUCGCUUUCCCUCCCUCCCUCCACCUCUCCACGUCUCUCUCUCUCUCUCUCGCUGUCAGAGUAUCGGAGUUGAUUCCCGCUGACGCAGCGCGUGCCGGAGCAACAUGGCGGCCGGCUGCGUGUCCAGCGACGGUCACGGUACGCUAACCUCCUCUCUGCUUCGUACGGAGACUCUGUGUGUAGCGGGCACCUUGGUGCAUCGUCUUCAGAGUCGGGAGAAAACGGAGAUGAAGAUAUUCUGUAGUGUGGCUGGGGGUGUGUCAUAUCAACCAGGACUGGAACAGGAAUACUUUGAGUUGUCGCUUGCGAGCGUUUGCAGAAAUGAUAGAUGCUACGGUAAAAAUGUUUCAUGGAACCAGCAUUUCUAACAACUAACAUUAAUAAUUGUUGUGUGCAUGGCCUUUGCUGUUUUAAUUGUGAAGAUACCUCUUUGAGUAGUUAUUGUUUAUUUUUAUUUGUGUUUGUUGAGGUGUUUGUAUCUUCAGUGGGAAGCGAUCGUCUUGUAUCCAUAGUUUUUAUUAUUAUGUGGUUGGUGAACCUGUCAUUCUGUUUAUGUAGGUAAUUACUUUCAAGGAUAUUUUCAAAUUCAAUAAAUCAAGUUUUUUGUAUACAUUA